Molecule: messenger RNA, 1355 nt
Organism: Naegleria gruberi
Lineage: Eukaryota; Heterolobosea; Eutetramitea; Acrasida; Naegleriidae
Exons: 1
Coding region: 45-1175 (376 amino acids)
Biological process (GO): adenylate cyclase-modulating G protein-coupled receptor signaling pathway
Cellular component (GO): heterotrimeric G-protein complex
Molecular function (GO): G-protein beta/gamma-subunit complex binding; G protein-coupled receptor binding; guanyl nucleotide binding
Source: RefSeq, a predicted model, not a curated record
CCAAACCAUCACGUACCUCCAAAUCAGACGCCACUUCGGAUGUCAUGUUAAUACAAAACAAUAAUAAUAUUCAACAGGCUUCAACUCGAAAAAGAGAAAAAGUUCUAAUACUUGGUCCCUCCGAUUCUGGUAAAUCCACACUAUUCCACAUGUUGAAACUAAUAACUUCGGGACAUGACGUUGAUGCAAAAUUUGAAAAUAAUUUGCGAAUUGUCAGCUCGUGGGUUAUUGAGAGAAUUUGGGAAGCGAUGGGAGAGCAAGAGCGUAAUCACUUGAAAGAUCUCAUCCCUGAACUGAGAUCAGUAUUCGAAAAUACAGAAGAUGCUAAUUUAGCUACUGAAUUGCAGAACAGAGAUGAUUGUUGCGAAAUACUGGUCACUCUUUGGAAAAUUCCAUUCUUUAGAGAGUUCUACGAAUCGGUGUGGAGCAGAGAUGGAAUUUCAAUGUUCGAAAAUGUCAAGGAAUUAGUCUCAAGAAUUGAACACAAAAAAAGCUUUUCUCCAUAUUCAUUGGUACAUUGCAGAACAACAGGAAUAUUAUCAUACGAAACGAUGGGAAAAAACACUGAAAUUGAAGUGAUCGAUGUUGGAGGAAGGAGAAAUGAAAGAAAGAAAUGGAUUCAUUGCUUUGAGGAUACACAUACAUUAAUUUACAUGGUUUCUCUUUCAGAAUUUAAUCAAACUUUAAUAGAAGAUAACAGUACUCGUAGAAUGGAUGAAUCUCUAUCCCUAAUUAGUGAAGUAAUGAAUUCCAGAUGGUUCGUUGGUCUGCGUAAAAUAAUUCUCUUUGUAAAACCGGAUAUUCUAUGCAAAAAAUUGGAAAAUGGAGUGAAAUAUGGUGGAGAACUCAAUCCUAAUAUUUUACCAGAGCUAGACAGAAUUGCUGACCAUUAUCUUAAACUAGUUAUCAACUCGAUCAUUACAGAAUUCUUCAAGAAAAUCGAUAGAACUACGAUUGAUUCCUAUCAUAUUGUUAAUAAUACCUCAGAAGAUGAUAUCAAAUCCGUUUGUGAAAUGAUCUUUGGAGAGAGAUCAGCUCAAAAAACAACCUUCAUCUCACCCUGUAUCAUACCUGCCAACAAUCGAAUGAUACUAUGCCUCUUCAACAUUUGUCUGCAAGAAAAAUUGACAGAUAUUCAAAUCAUUACUUCCAACGAAGAAGAAAAUUACUACUAAUUCACAUUGAUCAGCAUUUAAUUCAUACCAUCAUUGUACCAAUAAUAUUCAAAACUAUUCACUUCACAAUAAUUAUUCCACACUUUCAUCAUUUCAACAAGUUUUUUAUUUUCAAUUCAACAAAAAAAUUUACAUCACCAAAAACACAAUAAAAUGGUCAAUAACAAGAAGAAUAACAAG